AUGACUACUAUAAUACCAAGUUUUAUUGCGCUUAUAGCAGAUGAUAAUAAACCUAUUUUAGUUUACGUUCCUCAUAGUGAAGCAGAAGAUGUUAAUAAAGUUUUGCAAUACAAUACGUUCGCUAACAUUGCGCUCGACUAUUUUGAUAGCCAGUUAUUUCAAUGGUCCUCUUUGGAAAACCAUUAUGCAAUAAAAUCACUUUUUGAUGUUGAAGGUGUAUCCGUUUAUGGCAUGUUGAUUAAGCCAACUGGUCUGAAAAUAAUAAUCGGAUUUGAUACAUUAAAAUUGAAAUCUGAUGAGAAGAAGGUAAAUUUAGUGUUUGAAAUGGUAAAAAGAAUAUAUAUCAGGGUCAAGUGUAAUCCACUUAUGGAUGCGACAGAUCAAUCUAACGACAAGCUGGUAGAGAGCUUAGAGAGUAAGUUUGGUCAAUGGCUUAGUACACACCAGGUCCCAGGGAAGGAAUUAACAACAGAACCUGUUACAGAAGGUAUCAUAGUAGAUAAUGACCAGUCACAAAUUGAACUAGUUAAGUAA
Molecule: messenger RNA, 534 nt
Organism: Maudiozyma barnettii
Lineage: Eukaryota; Fungi; Ascomycota; Saccharomycetes; Saccharomycetales; Saccharomycetaceae
Gene: TCA17
Product: Tca17p
Exons: 1
Coding region: 1-534 (177 amino acids)
Biological process (GO): endoplasmic reticulum to Golgi vesicle-mediated transport
Source: RefSeq, a predicted model, not a curated record